AUGACAUUUGUCAGCUUAGCUGAUGCCUAUGAUAGAUAUGCUUUGUUUGGCAUGUUUGCGAAUCUAAUGUCAUGGUCGGUUACUUACUUACCAGUCAUCCUCUCACGCAUGCAUGUUUCCGUUGGACAUUGGCGAAUUUGGCGUCCUUUUCUUCAGUUCAGAAUAAGUUAUUUGAUUGUGAGCUUGGGUAUCCCCUCCAUUUGCCUCCUCUCAAUCCCAGUCAUAUACGUCAUAAUGGCAUCCAGAACAGCAACAUGGUCCGAUGCAGUCCAUGCUAUUGUACCGCAUAUUGUAACAAUAGUCUGGUCUGAUGUCACUAUGACGCUUCUGAUGAUAGGAUGGAAAGCAUUUGACUACGUGGAUCUUAUUUUGGCCUGCUGUGCUGUUUCAUUGUUCUUUUUCCCCACUCUUGCUGCCGGUGUUAUAGUGAUUGCUGUAAUAGCCACGCAACUCCAAAAAGCUAUCGACAUU
Molecule: messenger RNA, 471 nt
Organism: Strongylus vulgaris
Lineage: Eukaryota; Metazoa; Nematoda; Chromadorea; Rhabditida; Strongylidae
Source: the annotation of a GenBank genome assembly